AAUCAUGUACUGAUUGUCGCAGCAAGCUAUCUUGUCACAAAGUUGCACCGCCUACGACUACAAACGGAAUAUUGUUCUACAGUAGCCUACUUCUUGCCUAUUAUUGUCUUGUCAUCCGCAACGGAAUUGCAAUUUUAGUUGACAGCGGUACAUUGCGUCUCUCUGUGGAUUGGGCACAUUGGCGAGAAAAGAAAACCUGGAUUUGCACAUACGCAAUUUACGCACUGUCAUUCAAGGGGACAUCGAAUACUUCCAACGUUGUUAUCCUGAGCCCUCAUGGCAAGCCCAAAAGCCUUUCACAUAAAUAGCCCGUUUUUGGAGAGCAUAGACAUGUCAAAACGGACGGGGACCGAAGUGUAUUUAAAAAUGGAAAGUUCCCAACCAUCCGGUUCAUUCAAAAUCCGUGGUAUCGGACACCUGUGCCAAAAGAUUGCAGGACCAGAGUCCAAAGGAGUUGUUUGCUCUUCAGGUGGCAACGCUGGGAUGGCCACAGCCUAUGUGGCACGUAAACUAAACAUUCCAGCAACUAUCAUUGUGCCUUCAUCCUCUCCUGAGCUGAUUAGGGAGAAGCUAAAGGACCAGGGAGCCACGGUCAGAGUAGUCGGCAAGGUGUGGGAUGAUGCCAAUGAUGAAGCCCUGCGUCUGACCCAGACUGAUGGUCUGACCUAUGUCCCACCCUUUGACCAUCCUCUGCUCUGGCAAGGCCAUGCCAGUAUUGUGAGAGAGAUCAAGGCCUCUCUUCCAUCCAAGCCUGGGGCUGUAGUUUUAUCUGUGGGGGGAGGAGGGCUGCUCUGUGGGGUGGUGGAGGGCAUGAAGGAAGUGGGCUGGGCCAGUGUGCCCAUCAUCUGCAUGGAGACUGAGGGAGCAGACUGUUUUAACGCAGCAGUAAAGGCUGGCAAGAUAGUCACCCUCCCUGACAUCACUAGUGAGGCCAAGUGUCUGGGUUCGAAGACGGUGUGCAGCCAGGCCUUUGAGUACAUUAAGGAGGGCAACAUGAACAUCAUAUCAGAGCUGGUCACUGACCAGCAGGCCUUGCAAGCAGUGGAGACCUUCCUGGACGAGGAGCGUGUGCUGGUGGAGCUGGCCUGUGGGGCUGCGUUAGCGGCUGUGUACUGUGGUGUCAUCCAGAGACUGCAGGGUGAGGGCCGGCUGCCUGUUCCCCUAGCAGGACCCCUCGUCAUGAUUGUCUGUGGAGGGAGCAGCAUCAACCAGGCACAGCUGGAACAUCUCAGGAAGGUCCUCAACAGAUGAACACAGAACAUGGAGCUCCUAGGCUGAGUCUCAAAUGUCACCCUAUUCUCUAUACAGUUUCACAAUGUUGACUAAUGCUGCCUCUAAUUUCCCUGCUUUGCAAUCAGUGUCACAUUUGGAAAAUCUCUGACAACCUUUUAUGUCUCAUAGAAUAAAAUCUGAUAUACAAUUCAGUAGUGGUUAUUAUCUGUACAUGUAAUGCUUUGUUCAAAUGCAGUUACUAUUUGUUACCAGCAGGUGGUACUCCUUGUUGAGAAUUCCAACCAAAAGACCAGUGGACUUGGUAGGCUAUAUUAAGAAGACAACCGUUGUUGUCAUUCUGUUUCUAUCGGCUAUAAGCAUGUAUUUUCUGGUAUUCCAUUGUUUAUUUGAUAUACAUUAAGGCUACUAUUUUGUUUAAGCUGACAUGGUUGAUGAGACAGUCUUAACCCAACAUGGCUACCUUUAACAGAUAUCAGUAGAAGCCUUAUAAAAUCUAUCAUAUAAUAAUCUAAAAUAGUAAUGAAAAAGCAGAGACAGGUUAAAGAAGGAUUUUUAAGCCUUGAGACAAUUGAGACAUAGAUUGUGUGUGUGCCAUACAAUGGGCAAGACAAAAUAUUUCAGUGCCUUUGAACUGGUAGUAGGUGCCAGGUGCACUGGUUUGAGUGUGUCAAAAACUGCAAAGCUACUGGGUUUUUCACGCUCAACAGUUUCUCGUGUGUACCAAGAAUGGUCCACCACCCAAAGGGCAUCCAGACAACUUGACACAACUGUGGGACACAAUGUCUGUGAGUUAGACACCAUCUCCCAAGCUACAGGGUCAUAAGAAGCACCACAGAAUGGAAUAGCACCAUUGCUUAUGUGAGUUUAUUGAAUGUGACAGGUUUACCUCACACUUAUGAAGCAGUUCACCAAGGCACUAGGUCAGUCACAGUUCUACCAGGCCUUUCCAGGAAGAGAGUUGAUUUACAAAUUUAAGUAUGAUUUCCCAGCAUGACUAUAACAAUUCAAGAUUAUAGUAAAACAUUUAGUUUAAAAAAGUAAUAAAAUAAAGUAAGGUACUUUUCCUCUUUUUGGACACUGAUAUGUUGUAAAUGACAGUCAUUGAGAUCCACUAUGAAGAUGUGAUUAAGCUUUAAUUUCUUUGAAAUGCAUUUUAAUGACUAUUGUCAUAGUCUAUUAUCCCUCCCCCAGGGGAUGGAGUCUUAAAGGAUAAUCUGAGACCAGAUCAGAGACAUUAGAGGAUUGAUUCCCCACCUCCCUUAAGAGGACAUCUUCCCUCAUAUUCGCUGAGGUUGUAUCCCAAAUUACACCCUAUUCCCUAUAUAGUGUAUUAUUUUUAUGGCCAAAAGUAGUGCACUAUAUAAAGAAUAAGGUGCCACUUGAGAAGCAGCCUCAGCUAUCAAUGAUGAUUCCUUCCAGACAAGGAAAGUACAGGCUGGUACAAUAUUAGGUAUAGACAUUGGCAUACUAACUUCUUUCUUUACUGUAAUGUAGUUAAAGGAAGUAACGCUGUAAGCAGUUUUCAUUGAAAACUAUCACACGUGUAGCCUUUUAAGUGAAAAUACACAAAUGUGUUAGUAAUGUUUAGUGUGGAUGAAAUACAUGUAUGUUUGAGAUAUGAAAGAUUUAAGAGCGGGAGCAAAGAGCUGCAUAGUUUGCCUGUCUGCUAAAUAAUGUUUCUUUGUUCUGUUCGCUAGGUCUAUAAUACAGUAGACUAGUUUAUGGAAAUAGUGUUGCAGUCCCAACUUUAUUCAUCCCAGUCAUUUUUAAACAAAGCAUGACAUAUUAUCCAUCAUUUUGUGUGCAGGUAGGAGCGCCAAGCUCAGAGCCACUGAUGGGGCGGGUACUGAACCAAUCAUUAAUCCUCCAUCAAUCACAACCUUUGAUGUUUAGAUGUAAGUGUGUAGGCAAGGCUUGAUGGGUUUUUCCUUUGGUUUAAAACUAUAAAUCAAGUGCUGGAAAUCAAAACUUUGUAAAAUAAACAUUUGUUUCACUUGC
Oncorhynchus nerka (sockeye salmon) is the source of this 3231-nucleotide messenger RNA. RefSeq names its product L-serine dehydratase/L-threonine deaminase-like. The transcript has 7 exons. NCBI's taxonomy places the organism in Eukaryota, Metazoa, Chordata, Actinopteri, Salmoniformes, Salmonidae. Gene Ontology annotation, molecular function: L-serine ammonia-lyase activity; threonine deaminase activity; pyridoxal phosphate binding. Gene Ontology annotation, biological process: L-threonine catabolic process; L-serine catabolic process. The coding region runs from base 277 to 1251 and encodes 324 amino acids. The record is from RefSeq and is a predicted model, not a curated record.